UGACUUCUUCUUAAGACGAAACUCUACUCCUCAUCAUCAAUGACCUUGAUUGCUGAUCAGUGAAAUGAGCUUCGUCAAAUCUAAAUUGAAAGCUUCAAGAGAUGCUCUUCAAGCAAAAGAUUGGCAAGCUGCCGUUGAAGCUGCAGACGAAGUAUUGGAAUCGGAAGCAGACAAUUAUAACGCAAACGUAUUCAAAGCGUUGGCAUUGCUAAAUCAAGAUAAAAAAGAUGAAAGCGAAAAUCUAUACAGAAAAGCCAUCCAAAUACAGCCUCGUCAACCGUUAGCAUGGCAAGGAUUGGAAAAGCUGCUAACGGAAACGAAACAAUGGGAUAAAUUGAUCACCUUGUUGCAACAAUUGAUGGAUCAAGCAGUUGAAGCAGAUGAUGCAACGAAAUGUGCCGAACAUCUACAGAAGCUGGUACAGAUACAACGUGAAGAAGGAUCAUCAUCACAACUUGGUGAAACUCUCUCAUUUUAUUUGCCAUCAUCGCCGUAUUAUGCUACUCUAUCCACUUUACCGGCGCCAGAUCAGACAAAUCCAACGGCCACCACAACGUUUGACGCACAGAUGGCAAUCCAUUUCGACUCAUUCAAGGUUCUCAAUGAAAUCGUUCAGUUGAAGGAAGAAGCUGAGAAAAGAAUAAUAGAUAGAGAAAUCGAAAAGAGAAAGAAUCGAUUGGAAUCUAUGAGCAAAAGUCGGGAAGCUCUCAGGAACGAAAUCGGUUUAGAGGUUUGGAGCACGUCAAAACUUCCGGAGUUAUAUGAUCAAGUAUUGUCUCACGUUCAGGCAUCUGAUGAAGCAAGAAGGGAGGCCGAGCAUAAGUUGCUGCUAUAUAGAUACAACAUUUUGAAGGCUUUGCCGAAUCCAGCGGGACAACUUGCCGGUCCUAGUGGAACAGCUGCUACGACGGCCAAAUCGAAAGAGGACGAUGAACAAAACACAAUGAGAAAGAAACAAGCCCUUGAAAGCGUUCAAGAGCUGGCAAAUGGUAUUCUUUCGAUAGAUGUUCCCGACGAGCUUGCUUGGUCUAUCGUUUUGGAAUGGCAAGAUGUACUACAUUUGGCCGAUUUAGACCGACAACGGUUACGUGCCUAUGUUCACCACUUUCCCAGAUCAGGACUGAGCAAAUCUUUGGAAGCGUUGCUGGUUUCCGUUAAGGAUAAACAAUUCUUGGAAGAGCGUAAAAAGAGACAGGAAGAAGAGGAUGUAGAAGUACAGCAGCUUGACCCUCUUACCUUGGCUUUGGACGGAUUGGAGCAAGCACCCGACUCUUUGUUGGCUCAUAGGAUCGCUGCUAUCCUGUAUCUCAUCGAUCGUGAUUGGAUGUCAUGCUCGGAAGUGGCAUCAGCUGCUCUGAGUGUUGUUAGACGCAUGACAAGUCAGUUGGGUGUCUCGCUGGAGUAUGGUACUCGCCCUUCUUUGGAAUCACUCUUGGCCUUGUCUUUGACUUUCAUCCAUCCGCCGCAGCAUCAUUCGCGCGCUUCAAGAUUAUGCGAGGAAGGACUAUCCAAAGAUGCCAAGAAUCAAGAAGCUUCGAUGGCAAAGGGUAUAAUAUUGCAAACUUCGAAUCAGUGGAAGCAGGCCAGAGAUGUGUUUUCGGCUGUCAUUUCAAACGAUGAAAAGGAGAGCCAAGAUAUUUCUUAUGAAGCUCGGCGCGCACUUUCGCUCUUCAAGAUCCCCGGUAGGGAAGCUCGACUUGAGGUGGCAUGGUGUGAUGUUCAAUUAGGCCAGUUGGAAGAUGCACAGGGAGAAUUGCGAACAGUGAUCGAAGAAUUGGACGCAGAUAAAGAAGCCAACGCACAAGAUCAGGCAAAAGCACAUUGGAGACUUGGACAAUGUUUGUGGCAAAUGGGUGGUCAUCACAGAGAAGACCGUGAGCAAGCGUUCUCAUGUUUCAUCACUGCAUUAAAGAGAGAUGCUGCUUAUGCACCUGCUUUCACAUCUCUGGGUUUGUUCUAUGCAACGGUGUCUGAGCCUAAAGAUCCGCAACGGGCAGCGAAAUGUUUCCAAAAAGCGUUCGAGCUUGAUGCAAGGGAAAAUGAAGCAGCACGGAGAUUGGCAGAAAUGUAUGCGGAAGAGGAAGAUUGGGAUCUGGUAGAUUUGGUUGCACGUAGAACGAUUGAAGCAGAAGGUGGUUCCUGGAUGUUUCAACAGCAAUCCCAGUCAAUUACUGCGCAAAGGCGUCAUACGACAAAAAAUGCAUGGGCUUGGAAUGCAAUCGGAUCUACAGAGCUUGCAAGGACGAAUUAUGAAAGGGCGAUUGUUGCUUUUCAAGUUGCCCUUCGUAGCUUUCCCGAUAAUCAGGGUAUCUGGAUGCGUUUAGGAGAUGCCUACCUGGCUUCUGGCCGUCAAAGUGCGGCAAUCAAGACGUAUGAUCGAGCACGACAACUUCAAUCGGAUGAAGAUGCUUGGCAAGCAGCAUUCAGUAUUGCAAAUGUUCAAAAGGAUAUGGGCAUGUACGAAGAAGCUAUUGAGCUUUUCCAACUCGUUUCAAAGGAGAAGCCCGAUUUGGCUUCUGUAAAAAUUGCUUUGGCCGAGACAAAACUUCUUUUAGCCUUGCUACAAGGCAAGCAAGGAUAUGUGGACCGAUGUCGUAGAGGAUUAUACUCCGCUAUUGUCAUUGUUGUCAGGGUGCUGGAGAAUAACAGAAGGAAUGCCGCUUCCUGGAAAGUGGUCGCUGAUGGAAUCUCUCAUUUAAGCCGUAUGGAUCGUGUCAUCACAGACGUAUCUUUUAUCGAAAAGAUUAUGUCCAAAGUUUCUGCCCUGUCAGAAGAAGUUUCUACAGAUCAAAAAGUUCCCGCCAUCUCUGCUGUGACAGCUGAAAAGGUGACAUCUGCAAUCCCAAGUGACAAGAACUGCACCGCGAUUGACCUGAAGAGAGCGUUGCGUUAUGCGUCCGCCUAUAUUUGCAAGAUUCGGAUCUCUUUGAUUGGAGCGGACGAGGAACUUGCGGGAUCGGCAUGGUCAGACUUGUGUGUUGCACUGCAAGAGCUCAGUAAUGAGAUGAAGCGAGGCAACGAGAUCCUUCUUGAACAGAACGAGAACAUACCUUCCGACAAUGAUUCAACUUGGAAAGAAACACAAGCACAGGCAAUAGCUUGCGCAAAGGAAGCGUUAAAGUUGGAACCUGGAAAUGGUACGUAUUGGUGUACUUUGGGAACUCUAGUUUUCGAUCACGGCGUUCCGUUGGCUCAGCAUUGUUUCAUCAAGGCGAUUGAAUGUGACAGCAAGGAUGUAACAGCAUGGACCAAUUUAGGCUUCUUGUAUCUCGUUCAUAAAGAUUUGGAACUGGCCAAUGAAGCGUUUGUACGUGCUCAAACGAUUGAUUCCGAAAUUGUCCAAGCAUGGAUAGGACAAGCACUUGUGGCCGAUCAAAAGGGAAAUGAGGAAACAAGUCGUGCAUUCUAUCGUCAUGCAUUCACCAUCGAUCAAGAAGGAACGUUGGAGGCGAUUUAUGGAUUUGCCUUUUCGACGUUCAACCAUAUGCGUUCUAGCAGUGAGCCAUCAUCUGUCUUGAUGAUGAAUGCAUCUUCGGCUUUGUCUCUCUAUCUGUCAAGACGAUCAAAUGAUGUCUCAGCUCUUCAUCUUUCAGCUUUAUUUGCUGAACGUCUAGGCGAGCUUGAGCUAGCAACGGAAAGAAUCGAUGCUGCGGCCUCCAUUCUGGAGUAUCAGUAUGAACGGGAAGAAUCAACUGAAAAGGCGCAAUUGUUUGCUAUUUGCAUGUCUAAUCUUGGUCGAAUUCAUCUAUCUUGUGGUAGAUUUGACAAAGCUAUGGAAAGUAUGGAAAUGUGCUUAGGUCUUUUGGAGGGAAGUACAAAUGAUGCGGAUAAACAAAAGACUGCCCUACACGCUUCCAAAGCAGAUCUUGAGCGAGCACGUCUGAACGCACAUUGUACGAUCGGAUUAGCACAUUUCGGUAAAGGGGACGCCAGUGCUGCUAUUGCUUCAUUGGAGCAAUCGCUCGAAGAUCUCGAAGGAAUCAAUGCGAGUGCUGGAGAUGACACCUCUAUAGAAGUUCAAUCCGGCAAAGAAACAAUCUCGAUUCUCAUCGCUCGGAUCUUAUGGUCACAGAAUAAGCAAGAAGAAGCAGAAGCCAUCUUGAUGGAUAUAUUAGCGGAUAAUACUCAAGCCCUUGAUGCAAUGAUUGCCUUGACUGCCACAAGUUGGCUAACGGAUAACGAAGAGCAAUUGGACGCAGUACAGAGUGAUUUGAUGCAACUUUACGAAAUUCAAAAGGCUCAAUCCACAAAGAGGUCUGCAGAUGCCACUACAUUGUUGACCAUGUUUGACCUUCACAAAAGUGAUGUGCCUUCCGCUCUCACACGCUUACGAGGCGAUGCAAAUCAUUCCCUGUCAGCAAGACGUACAUUGGUACAAACGUUGAUCCGUAUAGCUGCUCAUUAUGCGAACAAUGAAGCGGAAGAGGCAUUGCAAGAGUCUCAACGCUAUACACAAGCUGUGAAGAAUAGCAUUGAAGCAAAUGAAGAUGCGAUCGGCCAUGCACUAAUGAUGGAAAGCGUUGCCAAAUUGUUAUAUAAUAAACAAAGGAGUAGAAACCUAGCCGCAGAGAAUGAAACAGAAGACGGAAACAAUCUUCCUCCUCCUCCCCUAACCAAACCGUCCAUUUCCGCCCUUGAGGCUAUCAAAGCGGAUCCGUGUAAUCCUUCAUCUUUAUUUGUUCUCCGGGAUGUAUUGCUUAUAUAGAAAGUUCUGUCAUACAUAUUCCAUUGCGCCCACUGCAAUCAAUGUACUUCUAGAC
Messenger RNA from Meira miltonrushii, 4760 nucleotides. RefSeq lists its product as uncharacterized. The record is from RefSeq and is a predicted model, not a curated record. Lineage: Eukaryota; Fungi; Basidiomycota; Exobasidiomycetes; Exobasidiales; Brachybasidiaceae. Gene Ontology annotation, cellular component: Ski complex. The transcript has a single exon. Gene Ontology annotation, molecular function: protein binding. Bases 65 to 4705 code for a protein of 1546 amino acids.